CAGCAUCAUCAUCACCACCACCACCAGCGAUGGCGGAACACGUCACAUCAGCGCUUUCACCGGCCUUGAGCCCGAGCUCCGAGCCGUCGUCCGAUGUGCGCUCUCCCACAGCUGGCGGAACGCAGCGGUUCCUGUUUACGCAUGAUCUGGUCUCCGGAAAACACCGCGGAGCGAUGCGCUUCGGGAUUGUACGGAUGAUUCAUGGUGAGGAGGAUUUUGAUGACUCAGACUCGGAAAUUGGUGGUGAUGGCGGAGGGAGAGGAGGAGGUGGUCGUGAUGGCGGCGGUGGAGGCGCUCCCAGUAACUCGGACAACGAGAGUGGGGCGGUGGACACACGGUCAUGGCCUCUCGGUAGAGGAUUCGUGCGUGUUCAGUGGUAUCCCGAUGGGACGAAACAGGAUGUUAGGGAAACGAAGCUGAAACUUGAAGAUCGAUCUAUUAUGCCUAGAGACUUUGUCCGGCGAAUGAACUCAAAUGAUAAACAGUGUGGCAUUGUGACCAACAUAAACUCUAAAUGUGCAGUGAAGCUUGUAGGAACCAACUGUGUUCUUUAUCCUGUUAAAAGCAAAGACCUGCAGCACAUCUGGUCAUUUAUGUAUGGUGACUACAUUGUUUAUGACUUCUGGCUGGGAAAGGUAUAUGAUCUCAGCAUCCAAAUCAUUGUGAAGCUUUCCAAUGGAGCACGGUGUUCUAUGAGUGAGGAGGACUGUGCCAAACUCUACGAUAUUUACCCUCACAUUAGCGAUGUGGGUUUGUUCUUUGAUGAUGCAUAUGGGUUUUACCCAGGCCAGGCUUUAAUUGGGCCCUCGAAGAUUUUCUCUAAUGUGCAGUGGCUUUAUGGUAUUAAGCCAGUUCUCAGUAAGAAAAGCAAAUUCAGGGUUGUUGUGGAGGAGGUCCAGGUGGUGGAGCUAAAGGUGAAAUGGAUUACAAAAAGUUACUCUACAAAAGGACCAGACAGUGUCUUCCCACCACCAUCAACCAUCACACAGGAGAACCUUGGCAGAGUGAAGAGACUGGGCUACUUUGAUCACGCUCAGAGGCAGCUGGGAGAGAGGGCCAUAUACGUGUUUCCUGCCAAUAGUAGUGAAACCACACGCAUCACCUGUGAGGGGCCAGAGGGGACCCCUGAGGACCCUGUUGUUCAAAAGUUAAAAAGAAUGUUUAAAAAGGAACCAGGAAAGAAAAUAACAGAAAAUUCAGGCACUCAAAAUAAAAGCUUUCAGACAACAGAGAAAGUGGACAACACUAAAGGUGAGGAGAGGUCAAUGCAGGGAAAAGACUGUCCUGAUGACAGCUCCACUCCAUGUUGCCCCAACAAUGGUCCCGUUCUGUGCCCAGAUGAUCUGGAGGAGGGACAGUGGACUCAACUGGGGGAGCAAGAGUCAGAUGAGGAGGCAGGGGAUGACACAGAUGAUACCAGCUCCAUCACUUCCUCUGCAAGCUCUACAGCGUCAAUGCAGAGUGGCCUGACCCGGAAGAAGAGUAUCCCCCUUUCCAUACGAAAUCUUAAGAGAAAGCACAAGAAGAAGAGGAUGAAGAUUUCUCGCGAGUUUAAACCAGGAGACAGGGUGGCUGUAGAGGUCGUUUCCACUGUGACCUCUGCUGAUGUGAUGUGGAAGAACGGUAUAUUACACUCAGGAAUCCGCUCCAAUGACCUGAUCCCAGUUCAACACUUGGACAACCACGAGUUCUGCCCUGGAGACUAUGUUGUAGACAAACGACCCCUGGCUAUUGAGGAUCCAAGUGUCUAUGGAGUGAUUCAGUCAGGUGAACAUAAGGCCAGAACCUGUGUAGUCAAGUGGGUCAAACUCAAUGCUGCGGGCAACGAUGUUGAGGUGAUUGGAGAGGAGGAGGAUGUUAGUGUCUAUGACAUUACUGAUCAUCCUGAUUUCCAUUUCCGCACGACGGAUAUUGUCAUAAGGAUUGGCAAUUCAAACCCAGAGGACUGUGAAAAUGAGAGGUCUGUUGGCCAAGUGUGCAGGGUGGAACUGAGCAGUAAAGUGGAGGUUGUGUGGGCUGAUAAUUCUAAGACAAUUGUCCUGCCACAGCAUUUGUAUAAUGUGGAGUCUGAGAUUGAAGAAACGUAUUAUGACUCUGCAGAGGGCAGCAGUAGUAGUGCCUCUUCUGAAGAAUGGGAGGAUGAGAGUGAUAGCUGGGAGACAGAUAAUGGACCAGUGGAGGAGGAACCAGGAGGGGGGGAUGCUGCCCCAGUCUCCUACCCCACCACAGGUGAUGGCAAAAUCCACUGCGUAAAUGCCUCCACAAUCACUGAAUCACCUGGAGCCAUCUCAACAAUUGAGCUGCCCGGAGGUGGAGGUGGAGUCACAGCAUCUGAAGAGAACCCCAGCAAAGAGACUCCACCACGGGGUUUCCGUGAGCUCAAAGAGGCCUUAAAGAUUUUGGAGAGUCUGAAGAACAUGACUGUUGAGCAGCUUUGGACCAGAUCACCCACCUCUCCUACUCCGGAACCUACAGCUGCAAUCGCUGCCACAAUGCCUAUUGAUGCCAAACCCACAAAGGAAAAACGCUUCCUGGAUGACCUUAAAAAACUUCAGGAAAACCUGAAGAAGACUCUGGACAAUGUGGCCAUUGUGGAGGAAGAAAAGAUGGAGGCUGCUAUGGAGGAGGAGAGCGCAACAGUGUCCGUGCCAGCUGAACCCCAGACGCCUGUGUGUUCUGAAUGGCCCAGUGACACACCGGUUUUGUGUCAGCAGAGUGGAGGCAAACCAGGUGUCACCUUCACCAGUGCUAAAGGGGAAGUGUUUUCCGUUUUGGAAUGGGCACCAGACACACAUUUAUUUAAAAAAAUGGAAUUCCAGCCAGCAGAGGCGAAGAAGUUCUUCAGCACUGUAAGAAAAGAAAUGGCCCUGCUGGCCACCUCUCUGCCUGAUGGGAUUAUGGUGAAGACUUUUGAGGACAGAAUGGACCUUUUCUCGGCUCUCAUUAAGGGCCCAAACCGCACGCCCUAUGAGGACGGACUUUUCCUCUUUGAUAUCCAGCUCCCUAAUAUCUACCCUGCUGUUCCUCCUCUCUUCCAUUACCUUUCUCAGUGCAGCGGGCGACUUAACCCAAACCUCUAUGAUAAUGGGAAGGUCUGUGUUAGUCUGCUUGGCACCUGGAUUGGAAAGGGCACUGAAAGAUGGACCAGCAAAUCCAGUCUACUCCAAGUGCUUAUUUCUAUACAAGGUCUGAUCCUGGUCAAUGAACCAUACUAUAAUGAGGCUGGCUUUGACAGUGAUCGAGGCCUUCAGGAGGGUUAUGAGAACAGCCGCUGCUAUAACGAGAUGGCGCUCAUUAAGAUGGUGCAGUCUAUGACUCGACUUAUCCAGCAGCCUGUGGAGGUCUUUCAGCAGGAGAUUCAAGAGCACUUCACCUGCUGUGGCUGGCAGCUGGUCAGUCGGCUAGAGUCCUGGCUGGAUUUGGGUGAGACAGUGACUGACCGCAUGUCCCGAUGUGCUGGUGGCGGCGGCGGCAGCCUCCAUGCAGAGCCUCUGGAGGAGAUUCCCACAGCUUUGUCUCACAGCAAUCCAAGCAAGCAGAAUGUUCGGUGCGAAGAAGAGCUUGAGGACUCUGGGCUCAGCCCAUCCACGUCAGGGCCCAGUGGACCUCUUGGGGGGCACCAGGACCUGAGCCAGAACUCAGAUUGUGAUGGUUCAGUGGUGGGUGUUGCAGAAUCAGAAAUGUCAGAAAGUUCUGAAUGGUUGUCUGGUUUUUUGACAUCUAAACAAAGUGGAAAACCAUGUCAGGAGUCUUUGCCAGUUGUCAGACCAAAGAAACGGAGAAAGAGCUAUCGCAGCUUUCUUCCAGAGCACAGUGGCUAUCCAGACAUCGGAUUCCCACUAUUCCCACUGUCCAAAGGCUUCAUAAAGAGCAUGCAUGUAGUUCUGCAACAAUAUCGAGCUACUUUGACAGCUGCUGGUGUUCCUGAGCACCUUGAGAACAAAUAAUUGCCCAAAUAAUUUAUUUUUCUCUCUCUCCCUCUCUUUUCCACGUUAUGACCCCAAGAGCGCCGCUCUGUCCAGUUUAACCCUUGGCCAGCUACUUGAUUCUCCUCAUCAGACUAACAGUGUUCCAUAACACCCUUUGAUAUUUGCUUUGUAGCACAUUUUAGUUUGCUUUUUUGUUUUUUGAUAUGGGAUGGCAGCACACACUAUUGUUUGUAUUGAAAAACUGUUGAAAUUUCAUAGGCUUUUAUCUUGUUUCCCUGACAACAGCCCUGCCGACACAGGAUCUCUCAGGGAGGUAUGAAUGAAACAGACAGAUGUGAGACAUUACAGAUGCUGAAGCAUGACUGAAGCUUUUGUUUUGUUAGUGGCUAUGUGAGUAUGAACUUGUGCAAGAGGGAAUCAAUUAAUCAUGCCAUGGGAUGCUUCCAUUCAUCCUAGCACAAUUUUGAUGGGUUUACCAUCAUUAAUCUCUCACAACAUGUUAGAAGUUUACUUGCAGAAAAAAGGGUGGGGAUGUUUUUGUCAGUGUUUCCAUAAUGUUUCAGAUCAUGUGUGAUUUAAGUCCUUGCUAUGGAAAUAUAAUUAUUUUAUGAGCCAUGAGCUCUGUGGUCCAUAUUUCCAUAUCAAGUGCUGCUUGAUGCAUUGCAUUGACUUUAAUCUGUGAACAAUAUUAUCAGUUCUUUUAAAGGUUGGUGUUGCUAACUAUUUUUGGACCCAAACAUGCUUCAAUUUGUAUAACUGCCCAGUCAUCGAUACUGUACAUGCAAUUUAUCAUUCCUGCUGAUGUUUUGCACUGAAACCAAAGUGUCAAGUUUGCAAGUGUUAAAAAAAAAAAGCAGCCAGACACUGAACUACUCUGAUUCUUCCAAAUGGAAUUCCCCCUUUUUAUCUUCCUCCCCUUCUAUGCCACAACAGAGAAAGAAGAGAUUUGCCCAAUGCAAGAAGGUGCCCUGAAUUGUUUCUGGCAGGCUGAUGAGGACCUAACCCCACCCCUGAUUAUAACCAUUUUGAGCCUGUAAGGCUGAGUAGUCUGCUAGGAAAAAUUGAGAGCACUUUUCAGGUAUUUGCAAAUUGUUUCAGAAAGAACAAUUCAAACCUCACAUUUCUGUUUACAUCAACAUCAGGCCAGCUAUAAUUUUAGCACUGUGUAUGUUAUGUGCUUUUCCACUUUGUAAUUCACAUUAAUAUUCAUAGUUUUGCACAAACAUGCGUAUUUAUUUCCACUGCGUGAAACACUCCAAUCUGCUGGUUGCCUCCCCCCCUCUUCAUCUUUGUUUCUCUCUGUAGUUUGGCUCUUGGUCUGAUGCAAGCAGAAGUUGAGAUGUAAUAUACUGCUACAAUUUUCUGUACAUUAGCAUUUAAAUUCAAUCUUGUUUAUGACAAAGGAAAUAUCAAGUAUGGGUGUCUUUGGGUGAUGGCCCUGACUCGUUUUGUUUGACAAGUUAUUGUAAUAUUUUUUUCAUCAGAUUCUUUAGUAAUAUCCUACAAAUAAUUAUUUCAUUAUACCUUUCAAUAUAAUUUUGUAUUUCUAGCUUACAGUUUCAUAGCUGGAGAAUAAGAAUGCUUUAUCAAAGUGUUUCAUAUGUGCAUUUGAUGAGUUCAUGGUGAUUGGUUUAGCUGGUUAUUAUAUCAAUGCAGAUCCCUUUAAUCCAUCUCAGUAAAAAGGAAGAUACAUUUUCCACAUACAGAUUAAUAUCCUGUAUGUCUUAUGUAUCAUACAUAAGUUCAGCUCUCCAUAUUUUGGUUUCUGUACAUCUCUGAAUGUGAAGCUAUGUCACAAAUGAGAAUCCAGACAUAAACCCUAAUGAAACGGCAAUUUUCUGUGUAGGUGUACAAUACUAUGAAUUUGAUCACACUACUAUGAAGAGAGAUAACAGCCAAAGCAUGUAACAUGUUGCUUUAAGCCUUAAUGGCUACAUGAGACAUGACUGAACAAUGUAAACAUUUCCACAGUGGCUUGUAUUGGUAAACUA
Xyrauchen texanus (razorback sucker) is the source of this 5920-nucleotide messenger RNA. Its product is annotated as (E3-independent) E2 ubiquitin-conjugating enzyme-like. The transcript is spliced from 20 exons. The record is from RefSeq and is a predicted model, not a curated record. NCBI's taxonomy places the organism in Eukaryota, Metazoa, Chordata, Actinopteri, Cypriniformes, Catostomidae. Bases 30 to 3947 code for a protein of 1305 amino acids.